CUCCCGAAUAUACGCGGUCACCAGCUGCGUGCUGAAACCCUCCUCUUCUUCCUCCUCCCUUUCUUGCCUCCCACGCCGACCGCGCCGCCGCCAUGGCCGAUCCGCGGCUCCACCCAUCGGGAUCCGCCCCGCGCCGCGAUGAGCCCACCACGGACGGCUCCGGCCGCCGGCUCUACAACCCGUACCAGGACCUCAACAUCCCCUACAAGAACCUCUACGACCUGCCCACCUCCCCGGAGUUCCUCUUCCAGGAGGAGGCGCUCGUGCAGCGCCGCUCCUGGGGCGAGAACCUCACCUACUACACCGGCAUCGGCUACCUCUCCGGCGCCCUCGCCGGCGCCGCCAUCGGCCUCCGCGAGGCCGCCGCCGGCGCCGAGCCGGGCGACACCGCCAAGAUCCGCGCCAACCGCGUCCUCAACUCGUGCGGCGCCGCGGGCCGCCGCGUCGGAAACCGGCUCGGCGUCAUCGGCCUCCUCUACGCCGGGAUGGAGAGCGGCAUGGUCGCCGCGCGCGACGGCCAGGACGACUGGGUCAACAGCGUCGUCGCGGGGCUCGGCACCGGCGCGCUAUUCAGGGCCGCCAACGGGCCCCGCUCCGCCGCCGUCGCCGGCGCCGUCGGUGGGGUCCUCGCCGGCGCCGCCCUCGCAGCCAAGCAGGCCGCCAAGAGAUACCAGUUCGCCCUCUGAUCCCUCUACGCCCACUUCGGUACUACAGUAUCACUUUCCUCUCCGCUGCUUCUGCUGCUGCUGUGAUCGAAUCAGUCAGAUCAAUUGGGGCCGAGGAUGCCAUUUCUUCUUUUGCUGCUCUACUAGUAAUGGCGGUUAAUUAAUUAUUUGGGAAGGGUCAUCUUCUCGACACUAUGGAUGGUGCUUAUUAUGUUAUAUCAUCAUGUGUAAACGAUGCUGAUCGGGGUCAGAUGAUCAGCAAUUUUUUGA
Molecule: messenger RNA, 935 nt
Organism: Lolium perenne
Lineage: Eukaryota; Viridiplantae; Streptophyta; Magnoliopsida; Poales; Poaceae
Product: mitochondrial import inner membrane translocase subunit TIM23-1
Biological process (GO): protein import into mitochondrial matrix
Cellular component (GO): TIM23 mitochondrial import inner membrane translocase complex
Molecular function (GO): transmembrane protein transporter activity
Source: RefSeq, a predicted model, not a curated record